AGAAGAUGGCGUCCUGAUGCUAGUAGUGUCUGUUGACCUCUGUUGUGUCAACGACAAGCUUUCUACAGAAGUCUGACCAGGUGUUUAGCCGCAUUUUCAACGACAGAACAUGGACAGAAGUCAGAAGGAAGAGAAGUGGUUGGCGAGAGAGAUUCAACUCAGUCAAAAACAUGCAGAAUUACUUGCCAAGAGAGAACAGUUGCUGCAUCUGUCCCAGAGUGAGCUGAACAGUUCUGAACACCGAGCGAAGGUACAUCAGGCUCACUGGACACAUGUACAACAGAGGAACAAACAACUUCUACAGGACAUGAAGAGAAGUCAGGUGGAAAUGAAGGACCUGGCACGCCAGCCUCCCAAUGUCAAGUUUACUGAACUACAGACGAUGUACUGGACAACAGUUCAGGACCAGCUGCCUCAGUGGAAGAAACAUAUGAAGGAGAAGGGACAGACCAUCAACAGUCCUUAUCACUAGGAG
Messenger RNA from Branchiostoma belcheri (Belcher's lancelet), 475 nucleotides. RefSeq lists its product as uncharacterized. The record is from RefSeq and is a predicted model, not a curated record. The coding region runs from base 110 to 472 and encodes 120 amino acids. The transcript is spliced from 4 exons. NCBI's taxonomy places the organism in Eukaryota, Metazoa, Chordata, Leptocardii, Amphioxiformes, Branchiostomatidae.